GCAUAGAUUAUAGGUACUACUAUCUUGGCCAGCCUCCAUGGCAGGUAGCGGAGUACCUAAACCUACCGGCUGGUCAGCUGGAGCACAUCCGCCGCUGCAUAUAACGAAUACCGCUUCCUGCUGCGUGUGUGUGGGGGGGUGUUCCUGGCUAUCUGGUUCUUGCCUCUGUCAACCCUUGUUCUAGCGGCGGCGCUGCAGUGGAGAUGGGAGCGUGUGCGACGAAGCCUGCUGAUCUCAAGGUAGAAGGUGAGGCGCCGGUGGUUCUGGAGGACGCCGCGGAGAAGAAGGUCGCUGGUGUGGCUGUGGCUGAAACUGAACCGGCCGCCGACGGGAUUCGCCGGAGGUCUCUUAGCGACCUGCUCAAAGAGAACGACGAGAGUGACGUCGAGGCUCCGGAGGCGGAGAAGAAGGCUGAAGAACCUGCAGCAGCUACCGCUGAUGAAAAUGGAGCGACAGAGGAGCAGCUAGCAGUUGAGCCCUCCACUGCGGCGACCGAGCCAAAUCACACGGCCGAAAUCCUGGAGCCUGAGGAUGCAGAGGAUGCGCAGGUGGUGGAAGAAGAGAAACGUGUGGAUCCUGAUUCAGUUCAGAACGACGAGGCUGACGUCGAGGCUCCUGAGGCUGAGCCAGAGAAGAAGGCUGAAGAACCAGCAGCAGCUACCGCUGGUGAAAAUGAAGCGACAGAGGAGCAGCUAGCAGUGGAGCCCUCCAUUGCGACGACCGAGCCAAAUCACACGGCCGAAAUCCUGGAGCCUGAGGCCGCAGAGGAUCCCCAGACACAUGCGCAGGCGGUGGAAGAAGAGAAGCGUGUGGAUCCUGAUUCAGUUCAGGUUACUGUUGUUGUUUCUGCUGAAAGUGCUGAACAGAGCAAGGUCGUCGCCGAUGCGUCUGCCUGAAUUAUUAUUUAUUUAUUGUGAGGAAAUAUUUAUGCCCCUGAGAUUGAUAAUGGUUUUUUUUGUUCAUUUCCGUGCUGUAAUGCUCAGUUUUUUUCCUUUUUGUUUUUCUGUGUAUGCAUUGCAUGCCCGGUGGUGUAAUAGCUAGAUUUUAUUGCCAUUUCUCUGUUUAUGCAACCUCAUCACUA
Molecule: messenger RNA, 1081 nt
Organism: Aegilops tauschii subsp. strangulata
Lineage: Eukaryota; Viridiplantae; Streptophyta; Magnoliopsida; Poales; Poaceae
Source: RefSeq, a predicted model, not a curated record